Molecule: messenger RNA, 720 nt
Organism: Chionomys nivalis (European snow vole)
Lineage: Eukaryota; Metazoa; Chordata; Mammalia; Rodentia; Cricetidae
Product: putative protein T-ENOL
Exons: 6
Coding region: 132-497 (121 amino acids)
Source: RefSeq, a predicted model, not a curated record
UAACGCUGGGGUCACCACCUCCAAGGAGGAACCUGGAGAGCAGCCGUGGUACCCUAGGAAAAUGUCUUUAGUUCUAGAACCACUAGUCUCCUAGCAACGGAACUAUAGAACCUCCGCAAACAUUUAGGGUGAUGGCAUCCACAUCUGCCAGGAACAACGGAGAAAAAAAGGACAGCUGGCCAUCUCAAGCUGCAGCCGCCUUAGGUGGAGGGCAGAAAGUCUCAUUAUCCCGGUCUGAAGAAUUCCUGAGCCAGAUCAGCGCAGAACUUACAGAUGAAGCACUAUUUAUUGCUCGCUCCCAGGUGAACUCUGCGCCCACCAAGGAAAUGCAAACAAAAGACCAAGGGACUCAGAUAUCAUCUAAACACGUGGUCUUCACCAAGACCCGCGGCACAGACACCCGCUCUGACAGAAAUCGCAGCCGCACCAAGGCACACCUUCUGCCAUCUCCUCGUGAAAAGGGAGUGCUCCCCAAUAGCCUGACGACUGGAGGAUGAGUUCCGCCCUCCCCAGUGCUGCUCUCUUGGCCUCGCCCUCCCCCACUUUGCCCCUCAGUGAAAGCCUCAAAGCCCCUCCUUUGCAACUGGCUAAACACCUCAUCUCGGGAGGAACUCCUGCUCACCAGCAAUGCCACCUUUGAAACCAACCAAGUCCUCUGGACCAGCUGCAGGACUCUCCAUCUUCCAUGGGCAAUCAUACUACUGAGGAAAAAAAGUUUUA